AUGGAAAUAGAUCAAAAUGUGUCACAAACUCUAUUGACACAAGGUGCCACAUUGGUUUUACUAGAUGUACCUGCGAGCACUGACAUCGGUAUUGAUAUAAAGUCUUGGAAUGUAGGACAGAAUUUUAAAGGAAUCAAACUGAUUCCACCUGGAAUCCACUUUGUACAUUAUAGUGCAGCAAACAAAUUUGGCGAGUUGGCACCUAGAAUUGGUUUCUUCCACGAUUUCCAGAAAGGUGAAUUCUUAGUGAAAAGAUGGGAUAACAAAAAGGAAGAUGUUAGUUCAGAAUCUGUACCUGACGAGACAAUUCAGAGGCUGAAAGAUAACAUAAAAGAGUUGGACAGGUAUUUAGGACCAUAUCCAUACGAGAUAUCGAAAUCGUGGACAAAAUUAACAAACGACAUCACUGCGUCUCUCAUGAUGAGGUGUUCCCCAUUAUGUGGUUAUGUACGAUCCGCUUUGGAACUGGAGUACUGCAGCGACGCUUCGAGACCACGUGGCCAAGAAUCCGAUAGCAAACGAAAAAAAUCUGGUAGACUCACGGCGGAAAGUAAGGAAGAGCAGUUGCUGCCGAAUCUGAAACCGAAGCCUGGUACAGAACUCAGACUUACAGAAAUACCAGAUAAGCAUUAUCCCGAUGAUGCGACUCCGAGCGAGAUAACGCGGCAUUCUCUUGAUACUAGCUAUGUUUUGGAUAUCACCCUGAAAAAAUUGCGAGAACCUAUCGAAAUUAUCGGAGAAAUGCAGCUGACGUUCAUCUGUUUCCUAGCUGGUCAAAGCUUGGACGCUUUCGAACAAUGGAAGAAAUUUGUAUCGCUCAUUUGUGGCGCCGAUAACGUGAUUCCACAGUAUCGCUCUAUCUAUAUGAAAUUUCUGCAAGCUCUGGAAGAAGAAUUGUCGUAUGUGCCGGAAGAAGUACUCUGCGACAUUGUAGCGAGCAAUAAUUUUGUAUAUCGUAAUCUGUGCAACUUAUUCGGUAAUAUCGAGUCAAAUUCUGAGGUGGACGGUCGAUUGAAAUCGUACGCCAAGCGUUUACAGGGUCGAUUGACCGCUAAAUUUUUGUGGGACUUUUCGAAUUUACUUGAAGAGGCGGACGAUGAGUCGCCUGUUAUUGUCACUUUGGCAUAAACACAAAUAAAUAAACAAUAAUAAAUGAUUUAUUAAAACCGUAAUGUGAAUAUAUAUAACAA
Mycetomoellerius zeteki is the source of this 1190-nucleotide messenger RNA. RefSeq names its product protein AAR2 homolog. Lineage: Eukaryota; Metazoa; Arthropoda; Insecta; Hymenoptera; Formicidae. Bases 1 to 1128 code for a protein of 375 amino acids. The transcript is spliced from 5 exons. Gene Ontology annotation, biological process: spliceosomal tri-snRNP complex assembly. The record is from RefSeq and is a predicted model, not a curated record.